Gadus chalcogrammus (walleye pollock) is the source of this 2964-nucleotide messenger RNA. RefSeq names its product metastasis associated 1 family, member 3 (gene mta3). The record is from RefSeq and is a predicted model, not a curated record. Bases 276 to 2405 code for a protein of 709 amino acids. NCBI's taxonomy places the organism in Eukaryota, Metazoa, Chordata, Actinopteri, Gadiformes, Gadidae. Gene Ontology annotation, molecular function: transcription corepressor activity; histone deacetylase binding; sequence-specific DNA binding. Gene Ontology annotation, biological process: negative regulation of transcription by RNA polymerase II. The transcript has 19 exons. Gene Ontology annotation, cellular component: NuRD complex; nucleoplasm.
GCCGUAACCCGCGCCCCCCUCCCUCCGUCACCAGUCGGUGUGUUUCGGGUUGAUCCGACUUCUUUUGGCUAGAGAGUUGUGUAUUGUAUAGGAUAUCGUGAUUCGGAAGGGGGUACAUAUCCCCGAAUCGCGAGUGGAUACAGACCCGAGUCUCAGCGGUUUACCGAAUACUGCAGCCCCGCUUUUUAAAUUAUACAUUUUUAUCGUCUUAUUAAUUUAUUUAAAUCCCCGUAGUUUAUGGUUUGCGUUGGUUGUAACACUCCGGGAGGGCAGAAAUGGCGGCCAACAUGUACCGGGUCGGAGAUUACGUGUUCUUUGAGAACUCGUCCAGUAACCCUUACCUGAUCCGUCGGAUAGAGGAACUCAACAAGACGGCCAGCGGGAACGUGGAGGCCAAGGUGGUGUGCUUCUACCGGAGGAGAGACAUCUCACACAGCCUCAUCCAGCUGGCAGACAAACAUGCAAAGGACCUGGAGGAAGAGAAGGAGACCCCCAUAGAGACGGAUCUAUCGGAGAAGCAGAAGCACCAGCUCCGACACAGAGAGCUCUUCCUCUCCCGGCAGUACGAGAGCCUACCCGCCACGCACAUCAGGGGUAAGUGCAGUGUUGCACUAUUGAAUGAGACGGAAGCCGUUCUCUCUUACUUAGACAAAGAGGACACGUUCUUCUACUCGCUGGUGUACGACCCCACACAGAAAACCCUCCUGGCCGACAAGGGGGAGAUCAGAGUAGGCCCACGGUUUCAGGCAGACGUGCCUGACAUGUUACCAGAGGGCGAGGCAGACGACAGAGAGCAGUCAAAGCUGGAGGAGAAGCUGUGGGAUCCAGAAUGUCCGCUCUCGAGCAAACAAAUCGACCAGUUCCUGGUCGUGGCACGGGCAGUCGGGACCUUCGCACGAGCGCUGGACUGCAGCAGUUCGGUCCGACAGCCCAGCUUACACAUGAGUGCCGCCGCAGCCUCCAGGGAUAUCACACUGUUCCAUGCGAUGGACACGCUCCAUCGCCACGGCUACGACCUGUCCAGCGCCCUGAGCGUGCUGGUGCCAGCCGGCGGGCCCGUGCUCUGUCGGGACGAGAUGGAGGAGUGGAGUGCCUCGGAGGCCAGCAUGUUCGAGGAGGCGCUGGAGAAAUACGGCAAAGACUUCAACGACAUCCGACAAGACUUUCUGCCAUGGAAGUCCCUGACCAGCAUUAUAGAGUACUACUACAUGUGGAAGACCACCGACAGAUACGUUCAACAGAAAAGACUCAAGGCAGCGGAAGCCGAGAGCAAACUAAAGCAGGUUUAUAUUCCUACGUAUAACAAGCCCAACCCCAACCAGAUCUCAAUGACCAAUGGGAAGAUGGCUACAGUCAACGGGGCGGGGCCAGUGGCCUAUCACACAGCAGGAGGGGGCCGGGCCUGCGAGAGUUGCUACAGUAUGCAGUCGGCCCAGUGGUACUCGUGGGGCCCCCCCAACAUGCAGUGCCGCCUCUGCGUGUCGUGCUGGAUGUACUGGAAGCGGUACGGCGGCCUGAAGAUGCCCAGCAGAGCGGAGGCACCGGAGGAGCGCACCUCGCCGGCCCCGGUGAGCAACGUCAGCGCCCACCAUGAGCCUCGUUCGCGGGGCCAUGCCCCCCGCCAGUCGAGCCACAUGGUACCGGUGCGCAAUAGCGGCAGUCCCAAGUCCAACAUGAAGACCAAGCAGGCCUUUCUCCUCCAGGCCACUCGCCUCACCAAGCUGGCCCGGCACAUGUGCCGUGAUGUCAUCAGGCUGCGCCGGGCGGCGCGGCGGCCCUUUGUGCCCAUUAACUGUGGGGCCGUAAAGGCAGAGUAUAUGCUCAGGGCGUCGGAGGGCCAGGGAACACGGCUGCCCAAACACAGAGCGUCGCCCAGGAGCACGCUUACCAGCGUGGUGCAGUUCCUAGAAUCCCGUCCCGUUGCCAUCCACGCCCCUCGCUCUCACCGCACCCCCGGCCUCCAGACGCCUCCGCCCCGCCGCCUCCUCUCCUCCCUCCACCACGGGCCCCACGGCAUGCUGGGAAAACGCAGCUACCACCACCACACUAGGGCGGAGCCAGAGAGACACUCGGAGAAUCCAGGUUCCACCAGUGCACCUGUGCUGCAACACAACGGCCGCAGCAGCGGCGGCAGCGGCAAUAGCAGAGGCGGGGUCACCGUGCGCAAGAGACGCCCCAACUGGAUCGACGCCCCCGACGACAGCUUCUUCCUCGUCACCCGGGAGACCAGGAGGGCCAGGCGAAUGCUGUCCAGGUCCCAGCUGAGGCGCGCAUGCCGGCAGCCCUGUGAGCAGAUCCACAUGCGCAGGGUCUCCGAGGCGCCCCCGCAGGGACUGGUGCUUGCGCCCCAACAACACCCUCACCCCAGCCUGCGGAUGCGAGGACCCAUCGUCAUCCAUGACUGACGAGGCUAUAGCGGACCGCGCCCUACUCCUGUACAUGUGCCCUCAAACACACAGACACACAAACACACACACACAAACACACACACAUCAAACGACACACACACACACAUCAAAAGACACACACAAACACACACACAAACACACGUAAAAUAUACAUAUCUCUCAAAACAUGAUUAUCUUGCACCUGGUUCUGAUAAUUCAGUUCUGGUGAGGCAUGAGGAGGAUGAGGUUAUCCAACUGCACUAGAUGCACUAAAAGCUGACACCUGACUGCAAGCCGUGCCUGUCUGUAUAGCACUUAUUGUAAUCCCUGGCAACUUUUUCAGACUGCGCGCAUGGUGGGUGUGUGUGUGUGUGUGUGUGUGAGGUUGCGUACCCGAGAAUGUACAUAAACAAGUGUUGAAGCGGGAGGGAUCAAGACAGUGAUGGAUGUAUAGAUGUGCAGGCCUGUGUGUGUGUGUGUGUGUGUGCGUGAGAAGGAGUGUGUGGAUCUGACCGAGGAAGGGGAGAUGUAAAUGUGUGUGUCAGACUUUUUCACGACGGCCACCUUGUGUGAACUU